CUUGGGCGAUUCGCCAGGCUCCUCGUCCCAUGGCGUCGCAGGUCGACGCCGUCGAGCGGGAGUUCCUGCUCUGCGCGCGCUACGGCGAGCUCGAGGAGAUGCUCGAGGAGCUGGCCAAGGGCGCCGACGUCAUGGCGCGCGGCGACGGCGGCAACACGGCGCUGCACAUGGCCUGCGCCAACGGCCACGAGGCGAUCGUCGCGGCGCUGCUCGACCGAGGCGCGGAGCCCUCGGCGACGAACGACUGCGGCAACACGCCGGCGCACUACGCGGCCCAACAGCGCCACGCGCCGUGCCUCAGGCUCAUCGUCGCGCGCGAGGGCGCGGACGUUUUACGACAAAACGAGUUCGGGCGGUCGGCGCUCACGGACGCCAUCGCGUCGGGCGACGGCGCCGUGGCGACCAUCGCGCUGGAGCACGACUCGGCGACGGAGGAGAAGCGCGACGCGUUCGACCGCGCUCGCGUCGUCGAGCUCGGCGGUGGCUGCGGCGUCGGCGGCCUCGCGCUCGCCGCGGCCUGCCCGACCGCGCGCGUCGUCGUGACGGACUGCUUUGCGGAGACGCUCGAGAACGCGGCGCACAACGUCGCGCUCUUCCGCGAGGACCGGCCCGACGAACAAACGCUCGAGCCCUGGUUCGGGUCCACGGCGCGCGUCGCCUCCGCGAAGCUCGACUGGGACGCCGAGCCCGGUGAGACCUGUGACUUCGUCGUCGGCGCGGAUUUGGUGUACCACGAGGCCGUCGUCGACAAGCUGGUCAGGACCGUCGUCCGGCUUCAAGCGAAGGAGUUCUGGUACGCGGCGCCGACGAGCGGCCGCGCGGGCGGCGACGCCUUCCUCGCCCGGCUCGAGACCCUGGGCUUCGAGCACGUCGCGCGGGACGCGCCGCCGGCCUACGGCGCGAACGCGCUCGCGGACGGCGACGACGACAAGUUCCUCCUCUACUUCCCCGACGUCGCGACGGCGACCUUCGCGCUCCACCGCUUCGUGCGGCCCUUUAAGUAGUGUCUUCC
This is a messenger RNA of Aureococcus anophagefferens, 1012 nucleotides long. RefSeq lists its product as hypothetical. Lineage: Eukaryota; Pelagophyceae; Pelagomonadales; Pelagomonadaceae. The coding region runs from base 30 to 1004 and encodes 324 amino acids. The transcript is spliced from 2 exons. The record is from RefSeq and is a predicted model, not a curated record. Gene Ontology annotation, molecular function: protein binding.